GACACACCUUUGUUUCUCUCCAGUCCAUUCUAUAUUUAGUCAAUUUACUGUGUAGAACCUCAGCCAUUGUAUUUCUCGUACGUCCAUGUACAAUUAUAGUAACGUUGUCGGUGGAUCUUUCGAAGCUUUUCCCUUUUCCCUGGCAGGCCGAUCGCCCCCGUCAAUAUACCAUUAUAUAGAUUUCCCAAGGGUUUUGAGACAUAGUGAUUCACUCAUCCCGCUAUUUAAAUAUACCCUCUUCCUGUUUAUCCUCUUUCCUUCCUCUCUUCUUCUUUACUACACUCGUUCAACUUUAGAUUCCCUCGUUUAAACAUACUUAAUACUUUUAUCCUUUCGGAUUCAUAAUCAGCCACCAUGCGUCUCUCUUACGCCGUCUCUCUCUUGCCUCUGGCUGCUUCCGUUGGAGGUUUGUCUUGCAGAAAAUAAUGUGACA
Molecule: messenger RNA, 433 nt
Organism: Aspergillus caelatus
Lineage: Eukaryota; Fungi; Ascomycota; Eurotiomycetes; Eurotiales; Aspergillaceae
Exons: 1
Coding region: 86-310 (74 amino acids)
Source: RefSeq, a predicted model, not a curated record